GGCUGAGCCCGGAAGAGUGAGAUAAUGUUGCCUUGAUGUGAGGCUGCAAAGUGGGAACGCUGCUUCUGCCCAGGGGCAAUAUCCACACCGAUGUGGAGGUCGCACAACAGUCUUGCUCUGUGGUUGGGGUGCCAGUCACUGGGGGCAUUUGAAGGGGCACCAUCUGGAACUUGAGUCUGCCUCAAAGAAACAAUCUGAAACGAAGGAGCAAUAAGUGAACUCGUUUAGGGGAAGGUUAAGGACCAAAAGAAGACUCAACAGAUGCUGCCAGACCUGCAGAACUUUUCCAGCGACUUCUGUUUUUGUUCCUAACUUCAACGUUUUCCCCGUACUGAGUGUGGCCUGAAGCCGUUGGUUUGGUGUAACAAUUACAGAUCCUAUUUUCAUGAGAAGGAAAGCUGUCAUUGCCCCUGUGUGCUUUCCACAUGAUUGUGGCACAUGCCAGUUUGAAGUGGCUGGUUGUUUCAAUAGGGGAUGGGCAGAAGAUGCCAACCACGCCCAUAACCUGAGAGAACAGAGCCAUAAAGUAACGCGGGUCAGAUCUCCCUGCUGUUACAGUCGAGCCAACCAGAGGCACUCGUGUUAUCGACAAGGUUACCAUGGCAAUGAUUGGAGACUCCACGGCAUCUUUUGCAAUGAGUAAUCACACAAGGGAGAGAGUAACCGUGGCUAAACUGACACUGGAAAAUUUCUACAGUAACCUGAUUGCACAGCACGAAGAGAGAGAAAUGAGGCAAGUACAAUUGGAAAAAGCCAUGGAGCAGGAGGGAUUAGCCGAUGAAGAUAAACAAAUGCGAAGAACACAACACGCUCAGAAAGAGACAGAAUUUCUUCGCCUCAAGAGAACAAGGUUAGGUCUGGAUGACUUUGAAUCCCUAAAAGUUAUUGGAAGAGGUGCAUUUGGGGAGGUACGCCUUGUACAGAAGAAGGACACUGGUCACAUCUAUGCUAUGAAAAUCCUUCGCAAGUCGGAUAUGUUGGAGAAAGAACAGGUGGCUCACAUUCGGGCAGAACGUGAUAUCCUGGUGGAGGCAGAUGGUGCGUGGGUGGUGAAGAUGUUCUACAGCUUUCAGGACAAGAGAAACCUCUAUUUAAUUAUGGAGUUUCUGCCGGGUGGUGAUAUGAUGACCCUGCUGAUGAAAAAAGACACGCUGUCUGAGGAAGAGGCUCAGUUCUACAUUGCAGAGACUGUCUUGGCCAUUGACUGCAUUCAUCAGUUGGGUUUCAUUCACCGCGACAUUAAGCCAGAUAAUCUCCUGUUAGAUAGCAGGGGUCAUGUGAAACUGUCUGAUUUUGGCCUGUGCACAGGAUUAAAGAAAGCUCACAGGACAGAGUUCUACCGAAAUCUGACCUGCAGUCCUCCCAGUGAUUUCACGUUUCAGAAUAUGAACUCCAAACGAAAAGCUGAAACGUGGAAGAAGAACAGGCGGCAAUUGGCUUACUCCACAGUUGGCACUCCUGAUUACAUUGCCCCAGAGGUGUUCAUGCAGAAUGGAUACAACAAGCUGUGUGAUUGGUGGUCUCUGGGAGUCAUCAUGUAUGAGAUGCUGAUAGGAUACCCUCCGUUCUGCUCUGAAACCCCCCAGGAAACAUAUCGCAAAGUGAUGAACUGGAAGGAAACUUUGGUAUUCCCUCCGGAAGUUCCCAUUUCUGAGCGAUCAAAGAGCCUAAUUCUCAGAUUUUGCUGUGCAGCAGAUAAUCGGAUUGGAGCUGGAGGGGUGGAAGAAAUUAAAAGUCACCCAUUUUUCGAGGGGGUAGACUGGGAACACACCAGGGAGAGGCCAGCAGCGAUUCCCAUUAAUAUCCGAAGCAUUGAUGACACUUCAAACUUCGACGAAUUUCCUGAGUCGGACAUCUUGCAGCCAGCGCCCAACAUGACUGACACAGAUUAUAAAUCUAAAGACUGGGUCUUCAUUAACUACACCUACAAGAGGUUCGAGGGCUUGACUGCUCGGGGAACGAUCCCAUAUUACAUGAAGGUGGGGAAAUCCUGAAGACUGUUGGAGGGUUACAAUGACCUGUAUGUGCAUGUGUGCCUCUCUCUUCUUCCACCGACCCCCCCCCCCCCCUUCCCCCCCCC
Molecule: messenger RNA, 2080 nt
Organism: Stegostoma tigrinum
Lineage: Eukaryota; Metazoa; Chordata; Chondrichthyes; Orectolobiformes; Stegostomatidae
Product: serine/threonine-protein kinase 38-like
Exons: 15
Coding region: 600-1994 (464 amino acids)
Biological process (GO): intracellular signal transduction; peptidyl-serine phosphorylation
Molecular function (GO): protein serine/threonine kinase activity; ATP binding
Source: RefSeq, a predicted model, not a curated record